UCAUGGGAAAUGAUGUAAUGUGUCCUAAUAUAUCUUUCUUUCCCUUUAAAUUUAUUCUAGUAUUGUUUGCAGUACACACUUUAUUGUUUAUUGUGACAGGUAGUAAUCACUUCUUACCUGUUUGUAUGACACAAUCGGCAUUCAUAAAAAUACUUUCAUUACAUAGACAAUGCACCGUGCAUGACAUCAGAGGACGAUAUAUAAAUAACGUGAUUUGAAUCAAAUAGAAUUAAAUUAUAAAUGAGGAACUUUACGCUCUCCGGCUAUGGAUUUAAACGUUAUUAUUUUAACGUCUGUAAUUUGCGGAGUUCGAAGCACUUUGCGGUUCUCCAAUUCCUACAGCGACCAUAUGGUUUUACAACGAGCACCGGAACGCGCUAUAUUGUGGGGAUAUGCUGACGUCAUAGAUGACUGGGUCACUGUCUGGAUGGAUGGCGUAUUAGUUUCGGAAACGACAGUUACUGAUAACAACGAUACAACUGAUGCUGGCCCAUCUGGAAUAUGGAGGGUGAAACUUCCGGCGGAAAGUGAUCCAGGUCCGCACGAAAUUUUCGUGAAUUCCAGUGAAGGAGUGAUCUCCCUGCUUGACGUUUUGUUCGGAGAUGUUUGGCUGUGUUCUGGCCAAAAUAAUAUGCAGUUUUCAAUGAGUCAGGUUUACAACAGCGGACACGAAAUCAACGAUUCUUUACAAUACAAGAGUAUACGGAUGUUGUCGACAAAACGUGUUAGAUCAUCGAUCCCUAAAGAAGACGUCGCGAGUAUUCAUCCAUGGAUGUUUCCUACCAAAGGUAUUAUAGACAAGUUCUCGGCAAUUUGUUUCAUGUUUGCACGUGACCUUCAGAAGCACAUCGACUAUCCAAUCGGACUGAUUAGCACAACGUGGGGAGGUACUCCGAUAGAAGUAUGGAGCUCUCCCUCAGCUAUAAGUAAAUGUCCAGGAAAAAUUAAACAUCCGUAUGUAAUAAUUUGA
Messenger RNA from Mercenaria mercenaria, 970 nucleotides. Its product is annotated as sialate O-acetylesterase-like. Gene Ontology annotation, molecular function: sialate O-acetylesterase activity. Gene Ontology annotation, biological process: carbohydrate metabolic process. The transcript has 5 exons. NCBI's taxonomy places the organism in Eukaryota, Metazoa, Mollusca, Bivalvia, Venerida, Veneridae. The record is from RefSeq and is a predicted model, not a curated record. The coding region runs from base 266 to 970 and encodes 234 amino acids.